Protopolystoma xenopodis is the source of this 546-nucleotide messenger RNA. NCBI's taxonomy places the organism in Eukaryota, Metazoa, Platyhelminthes, Monogenea, Polystomatidea, Polystomatidae. The record is from the annotation of a GenBank genome assembly.
AUGGUAUUCUAUGGAACAACUGCCUACGCCAUGGACUCUUUAGCUAAACGGCGUAAAUUAAAACGGAACCACGUCCUUGAUUUCCCUAGCUCGGCUGAAUCCACUGACAUCCAAUUCAAGGCGUCUCCUACCCCCAGUCAGCAGCAUCCCAUUUACCGUCAUUUUUAUCUAUCCAUGCUGAGACGCCAUUGGAUGCUCUACUCUCUCAAUGUAUUCAUCAACUGCGCAAGUACUACGUCGAUCGCGUUUUUGCCCUUGUACUUUGAGUCACCUAUGGAUGAUGCUACCUAUUCACGCGUGGCAGGCUUUCUUAUAUUUAGCUGCAUUAUGUUUGGUCUCACUGUAGGUGGUUCAUACAUUCUCUAUCCGUUGUUGCUAGUCGACAUCUUGGGACACUCUCUCUGGCCUGCUGGACUUGGAAUUUUUCUCGCGACCUCCGGAGUAAUGUCGAUAGUGGGCACCUUACUUGGGGGUAAGCUCUUAUUUUCCCAUAUUAACUUUGUUUAUACGAAGAGAAACUGGGUUUCGAUGAAUCUCCUGAGAUAA